Paramecium sonneborni is the source of this 3387-nucleotide messenger RNA. NCBI's taxonomy places the organism in Eukaryota, Ciliophora, Oligohymenophorea, Peniculida, Parameciidae. The record is from the annotation of a GenBank genome assembly.
AUGCGGAAAAUUUAGAGGGAUGUAGAUGAUGAUAUGUUUGUGAUAACUAAGUAUUAAAAAAAGUAAUCAUCCAAAAAUGAGAUUAAGAAGUCUGGUAGACUUAAGAAAUUAGAUGAUGAUGAUUAUCCACCUCAAAAAGUGUAGGAAUCAUCAGAAUCUGAUUUAUAGCCAAGUUCUGAUGAUGAAAAAUAAAAUAAAAAAAAUCCUCGUUAAUCUAAAUCUAUAGGUGGUAAGAAAGAAAAUCCAAAAAGCAAAUAAAAACUUAAAUAAAUAAUGCAAGUUGUAGAAGAAGAUAUUGAUAAAGAUGAACUGAUUGAAUAGACAUUAAUCAAUGAUGGUGAAGAAUCCUUUAGAACAGCUGAACUUUUGUUACCACCAUUCAUUUAACCAGAACGCAUAAGAGAUAUUGAAGGUAGAAGACCUAAUGAUCCAAAUUAUGAUCCAUCUACAUUGGACAUACCAAUAGGAUAAUAUUUAAAAUUAUCACCAGUUUUUAGACAAUAUUGGAAUGCCAAAAGAAUCCAUUAUGAUUCUUUAGUAUUUUUUAGAUUUGGCAGAUGGUUCAAUGUUAUGUAUAAUGAUGCUAUCAUUAUUGCAAAGAUGUUCAACCGUCAAUUAGCUUUUUGGGGAAAAGAUCGCCCUUGUUUAACUGUCUAUGAUAGUCAAUUACCAAUAUAUUAAAGAACCUUAUUAGAAAAAGGAUUUAAAAUAAUGUUUGUUGAGUAAUUGGAAAAGGCAGACAUAGCAAAUAAAGAAGAUGGGGAAGUAGUUAAAAGAGAAAUUACAUAAUUAAUCAGCAGAGGCACUUUGCAAGAUCUAGGUGAUUUAGAUUCUUAUGAAUCUAGGAAUCUCUUAGUUUUAGUAUGUUCAAAUGCUCCAGUUAAUCUCAAUGGACAUAAAUAUAUUUAUGGAGUGUCUAUUGUAGAUUGUACAACUAAUAAUUUUUAUUUGGACCAAUUUUUAGAUGAUGAACAGUCUAAUUAAUUAAGAUCUAUUAUUUAUAAGACCAAGCCUCUUGAAGUGAUACUCUCAAAAGCAACACCAGAUAUUGAAAAAAUGAUGAAGUAACUAAUAAUCAUACUAAUAGAACUAUCUGCAAUCCAAUUAUUAUUACAUCCAAAAAAGAAUUUAAAGAGUGUGAAUAUAUUUUUUAGUAACUAAAAGUUGAAUAUCUCGAAUAGAAAACUGUUAGUAAAAAUAUUAUUAAGCAAUCAACAAAUGGAAGUUUUGAAGGUAUUGUCCUGCCAGAUGAGAAAAUUAAACCUGAACAUCAGAUUGAAACUAAUAUCAAUCAAGGUAUUUAUAAAGGCCAAUUUGAUAACAUUAAAGAUGAAAAAUACUCAAAAGAAAAAGAAGAAGAGUAUAUAUUAAGUGAUGAAUACCCUUCUCUUCUUGUAGAAUUAGAAAAGUAAUAUUAUUAUGAAAAAAAACUAACUCAAGAUGAAGAUGAAUCUACAUUCUAUUCUUAUUAUUUUACUCUUCAAUCCUUUUAUAUACAAUUAUGUUACAUGAGACAAUUGUUAAUCCAUACUUCUGUUUAUAGAAGAGGGAAUUUUUAAUUCCUUGAUUCCAACUUUAAUUAAAAGUAAAAUCUCUAUUUGGAUUCUUAAGCUUUAGAAAGUCUAGAGAUUUUUGAUGUCAAUCUAUAAACUAAAGUUUCUUCAAAGGGAAGUCUUUUUGAAUACUUAAAUAGGUGUGUAACUCCUUUUGGUAAGAGAUUACUAACUAAAUGGAUUUAAAGUCCUCUCUUAAUUCAUAAACAAAUUUAAGAGAGACAAGAUUGUGUCAGAGAUCUAUUAGAGUAUAUAAAACCAUGUGAGGAAUUUUAAAAAAGAUUAAAAUCCUUUCCAGAUUUAGAGAGAAACAUAAUUAAAUGUUUUAAUACUAUUCAUUCACAUAAACUUAAGGCUGUUCAUGGCACUGGAGGAGAAAGUUUUGGAAAAGCUAAAUUAAAAGAAAUUACGCAAGUAAUUAAGAAUAUAAAAGAAGCUUCUGAAAUUUUCAAAGUUUUUGAGAGUAGUCUCAAUAAAUUCAAAUCAAAUAAAUUAAAAAAAAUGUUGAACUAUAAGAAAAAUGCUUAAAUUCUUAAUAGUAUAUUAAAAGAAUUAGAGAAAUGUAUUUAAAUCUAUGAUGGAGAACCUUAACCAGUUAAAGGGGUAUCUCCAGAAUAUGAUAUAGCUUAUGAUAAGAUGAUUAAUAUUAUAGAUGCUUUAGAUCAAGAAUUGAAAAAGUGGCAAUAGAAGUUUAAAUGCCCUUAAAUUGCAUAUCAUCAUGGAAAAAUUCGAUAUUAAAUUGAAAUUCCUGAUAAAUAUCUAGAAUCAGAUUAAAAGCCAAAAGAGUUAGUGAUUACAUCCAAAAAGAAAGGAUUCCAAAGAUUCUAAACAGAUUUUAUCGAAUAAUAGAUUUUUAAAUUAAAAGUUGUUGAAGAUGAAUUAUCUCAAAAGUUGAUCCCCUUCAUAAAUGAUUACUUUACCAAAUUCUAUUCUUAUAGAAAAGAAUUUUUGUAAUUAAUUUCCUUACUUUCUGAAGCAGAUUGCUUGUAAUUAUAAUAUUAAUUUUAGGAUUUCAUUGGCUUAGGUGUCUAUAUUGCAUAAUUUUAAUACAUUUCCAUAAAUCCUAGAACAAUCUCCAAAUGAAGAUGAUGAUUAGGAGUUUGUUCUUUAAGAAGCAUAUCAUCCUUGCUUAUUAUAAAAUAGAGAUAUAGAUUGGAUUCCAAAUACAAUAAAAUUUAUAAAUUCUGUUGAUACUCUCUUAUUAACAGGUCCUAAUAUGAGUGGUAAAUCUACUUUACUACGAUUAAUUGGAGUAUAGAUCGUGUUGGCUUAAAUUGGUUGUGCUGUUCCUGCAAAGUCAUUUAAACUAGUUCCUUUUGAUCGGAUUUUUUGUCGGAUAGGUGCAUCUGAUAGAAUGUUGGAAGGCAAAUCAACAUUCUUUAUUGAACUUGAAGAAACAAAAACAAUUUUGGAUAAUUGCACUUGCAGAAGUUUAGUGAUAAUAGAUGAAUUAGGAAGAGGUACCUCAACUUAUGAUGGUGUAGCAUUAGCAUCUGCAGUUUUGAGAUAUUUAUCUUAAAAGAUAAAGCCUAAAACUAUCUUUGCAACACAUUAUCAUAUUCUUUUGGAUGAGUUUGCUUUAUACAAGAAUAUUCAACAAUGUGUAAUGAAACAUUAUUAAGAAAUGGAUAGAGUAAUCUUUGAAUAUAAAUUAAUUAAUGGAGUAGCUGAAAAGAGUUUUGCAACUAAUGUUGCUAAGAUUGCUGGUAUUCCGAAUGAAGUCAUUUAGAAUGCUAAGAAAAUGGAACAAAAAAUUACAAAAGAAGAAUCAAAAAUAAAUAGAAAUAAAGAAAUCUUAAAAAAUUUCAAUUCUAUUAUUUCAUAAUUAAUAUGA